Sesamum indicum (sesame) is the source of this 1960-nucleotide messenger RNA. RefSeq lists its product as uncharacterized. The record is from RefSeq and is a predicted model, not a curated record. Lineage: Eukaryota; Viridiplantae; Streptophyta; Magnoliopsida; Lamiales; Pedaliaceae. Gene Ontology annotation, cellular component: chloroplast envelope.
CAAGAGAAACAACGUUCGAUUUUCAAGCACCUCUGCAGUGAUACGUAUCUUUUAUCUUUUCUCGCUAAAAUGGAAAGUCUGACAAAUAUCUUUCAAUUUCAUCCAUGGAGGAGAAAACCUAAGCAGAAACAACAACAAGGAUUCAAAACAAUCUGCAAGAACUAAGCUACAAAUGGCGUCCAUGUCCGCUUGCUUCUUCUCUGUUAGACCGAAAUUCAACUGCUCAAGCCUCCCUCAAAAACCACUACCGUGAUUCUUGCUCAACCCCCAAGAUUGUGGUGCGGCAGAACCUCCAUCUCCGUAAUUAGGGCGAGCAGCAGCAGCGGCAGUAGUGUUUAUGGCAGCAUGUCGAUGGCAAUUAGCCCCGGCGGCAGUGUGGAGAGUGAUAAAUUGCCGUCCGGCGUGCGGAACCGAGCCAUGGAUGCCAUUGAUUCCAGCGGACCGAGGGUUACCGUUGGGGACGUGGCGAGCAAAGCCGGGCUCAAGUUGAAUGAAGCUCAAAAAGCUCUACAGGCUCUGGCUGCCGACACCAAUGGUUUCUUAGAGGUGUCCGAUGAAGGUGAUGUUUUAUAUGUUUUUCCGAAGGAUUAUCGAUCAAAGCUUGCGGCAAAAUCAUUUAGGAUCAGAGCUGAACCUUUGUUGGAAAAGGGGAAGAUGGCAGCUGAGUAUUUAGUGAGGGUUUCCUUUGGCACGGCACUGAUUGCAUCCAUUGUUCUUGUAUGUACCACAAUUAUUGCUAUAGCCUGGAGUUGUCGUGAGUCAGACGACCGUGGCAGACGCGGAAGAUCAUACGACUCUGGUUUCACCUUUUACUUAAGUGAUUUGUUCUGGUACUGGGAUCUAUAUUAUUACAGGAGAAGAAGAGUAAGAGAAGGUGAUGGUGGGAUGAACUUCUUUGAGUCUGUUUUUUCCUUUGUAUUUGGGGAUGGUGAUCCCAACCAAGGGAUUGAAGAAGAGAGAUGGAAGUUGAUUGGAGAAUACAUAACUUCAAAUGGCGGUGUUGUCACAGCCGAAGAACUUGCUCCAUUUCUUGAUCUGGAGACUACUGAAGACAUGGAUGAUGACUCAUACAUACUACCGGUGCUUCUUCGAUUUGAUGGCCAGGCGGAAGUAGAUGAUGAGAAGGACCUGCAGGGGAAUAUUUUAUACCGUUUUCCAUCACUACAACGCACUGCUGCUCCACAGAGGAAUGGGCGGAAGAAAUACAUUGGGAAAAGAUGGACCGAUUGGGUUGGAGAUGUUGAUAAGUUUUUUAAGGAAAAAACAUGGCGAUUCAGCAAAACCAGUUUUUCAGAGAGAGCAAUGGUGGUUGGGUUAGGUGGCUUUAAUCUAUUUGGGGUUAUACUUCUUGGUACCAUGCUGAAGGAUACAACCGUUAGCUCGAGUGGACUCAUAACAUUUGUACCAGACAUAUUUUCCUUACUUCAGAUCUAUGCUGGCUCUUUCUUUGCAAUUCCAUUGAUUCGGUGGUUUUUCAUUCAAAUCAAAAAUGCUAAAAUUGUCAAAAGGAACAGAGCGAGGGAACAGCGUGCCAAGGCACUUGAAUCACCAGAUCUCUCUUUGAGGCGAAAGUUCUUAAGUGCUCGGUACAUGGCUCAGAAGACAUUCAUUGGGAGUGAGAGAAUUGUCUAUAGUACUGAGAGGGAUUUGUUCGAGCAGGAUUAUGAGACACGAGAAUGGGAUCGAAGAUUCAAAGAGCUUGAAAAGUCUGAGUGAAUAAAGCACACAGGUUUGACGUGUUGCCUUUCACAGAGAUAUAUGUAUUAGAUGCAGGUAAGGUCCGUUAGUAAUAUUGCACAUGAGUAUUUUUUCAAAUGAUGCAAAAGCGUCGAGAAACAGACUUUUUAUUAUUAUACAUUCUCGUUUGUUAUUCAAAUUGAACGUCGCAAUAGGUCUGAUCACUUCAUUGUUCCUCUUUUAAGAUAGCCUUAUACACCAAUGAUCAAUCUGCAGGUUUUAA